Lachancea nothofagi CBS 11611 is the source of this 612-nucleotide messenger RNA. NCBI's taxonomy places the organism in Eukaryota, Fungi, Ascomycota, Saccharomycetes, Saccharomycetales, Saccharomycetaceae. The record is from the annotation of a GenBank genome assembly.
AUGACCACCAUAGAUGACCAUAUUUCGCCGGCGUACUACUACUACGUGGACCCGGCAACUCUGUACCAGCCACAACAGCCAAAUCCACUGGAUGACCUGAUAUCAGUGUAUGGACUGCAGGACCUAUCACAGCAAGUGGCACGCACAAAUGCAGACGGCACAAAAGCUGUUAAACUGCGGAAAUCCUAUAAGAACCAAAUCAACGACCUUUCGGGCAAGUUCUCCGUCAUUCCCACGCGAGACAACGGCAAAGGCGGCGAUAUUGCGCCCGUUUUAUUUCAAAACAACCCAGACAUGAUGCCACAAGUGAACAUAACUCCAGAGAUGAGCCCUGAGCAGUGGCGCCAACUCAUGAUGGAACGGGACUCAGCUUUGUUCGACUCUCAAAACAUGGACUGGAACGUUUGUCAGACGGUGCUCUCCCAGUUCGAAAGGAGCUAUGCUGCCGAAUUCCAGGCCCACGGAUUCCAACCAGAAGACCUGGCUUUUGACCUCGACGGUAGUGGUAACACCAUCAAGACCCGGAAAAGGAAGAACAAGUCAAGCGGUAGUUCAAUGGCAACGCCAAACAGUGAUCUACAAGAUGACAUGAAGAGGAGAAGAUUAGAGUAG